ACCGACGCACUGUAUUGGAAGCCGCCACGUCCAUCCCCGCUCAUUGUCAACUGAUAAUCUUCAAGCGCAAGCCGUCGGAUCUCCCUGGGCUCUUUUGUUCAGCCGUAUAGUUGGCAGAUAGCGACAUUGAACCCCAAAGAAAUGAGAGCAACAGGAAUGGUGGUGCACCCCAUCUCCCAUCCUACCUGGGGAGCGACUUUGGCUUUGUCGCCGUCCAUGUGUACAAAAGUAGGCGGAUACCACCUAUAUACGAAGUUAUGAAAGGGAGCCAGGACCGCACCAGAAACGUCGAGCCGAUGUCUGUUCGCCGCAAUCCCAUCUCCGCGGGCUCUUUUCAUAUCUCGAUCGGGCCACCAACGGAACGCCCGUGCUCAGCAGUGCUCAGCGGCGCUCAUCAACUAGAAAGACUAAGGACAGACUCACUGCUCAGCUGCUGGCCAGCCCACGGCUAGGUCUUUCCGGCAUCAUCCUAGGACGGUCUAGAAACGGACGGGCCAGUUGGUAUGUAGCAAGCACCGAUCGAUCCACCCAACCCAAUCUCGCGCUGCGCCGCCGCCGCCGCUUACAUAGGCACGUAGUGCAGCAAGCGGUUGCGUGCUUGGGCGCUUGUUUGGAGCCAUCUAGAGCGGCCAACCAGUCGUCAUGCCGGGCCUUUCGCCAUCUCGGCACACCCUGCAUCCAAGACCGCCCUCCUUGCACAACCCUGAUGGAGAGCAAUAGAGAGAAAGGGACUAAAGGGACUGCCUUCAUGCCCACCGACCUGGAUGGCCCCUGAGGGAGCGUUCAAGGGGGAACGGGCGGGAGCCGUGCAAUUGCUCAGACCAGGUCGCAGCUCUGACUCGGCCGUACAAAGUACAUGUGUGCGUACAUGUAUCAACCCUUAACCUUCUUUUCCUCCGCUAGCUUCCGUCCUUCACAUGCCAUCCCUGGUCUUGCGUGUUUCCCUGCGCGCUCUCUUUCUGGGGUGCAGUGCCGAAGAAAGGGCCCGGUCCGGCCGACUUGCCAGUCGCUGCACUGCACUGCACCGCGCCCCCGUCUCCCACAUUCCAGGACACUGGGCUGCCCCCUUCCACCCCCGACGCCUCUGAUCGAGCCGAGCGUUUCUGGCUGGGCGAGAAGGCGAGGCAGGAGAGAAGGCUUUUAUUUCCGCCACGCUCUUGAUCUCACCGCACAUUCGCCGUCUGGAGAGUGGCCAGUCCACCUCCCUCCUCUGCUGCGCUGUCCACUUGAUACGUUGCUUGGCUCGACGGCGCCAGCUACCCCUUUCAUCACCCCCACCGGCGGCCGUCCAUAUCAUCAUCCCACGUUGGCAAGCAACCCUAGCAAGCACCGCCCUCAAGAUCCCAAGGAACCUCUGGGGUGCCGGAAGGAGACCAAGAAAGGUGUGACAGGCGGGAAGGAGGGGAAGAGUUCCAGGGUGUCUGAGCCUCCCUGCGGCCUGCCUCGGCGGCGUCUCCAAAAAUCCGGCACGCGGACACGAACACGCACAAACGAACCACCCGCUCGAGCACCCACCCCGCACACACCCAGCCCAUCAUGGGUUGGGCCUUGCUGAAGCCUUGGAACCUGGCCCUCGUCGCCGCCGCCGUCGUGCUGUCGGGGCCGCUGACCGUCGCCGCCAUCUGCACGAGUUUCUUGUCCGCCACUCUGCUGGUCUUUCUCUCGGGGGCCAUCCUCAUCCACGCCGCCGUCGCGUCCGUGUGCCGCGUCUUCUUCUGGCCCCGCGCCUCCCCUCCACCCGCCCCGUCCGCGGCGGCACCCUCGGUCUCGACCCGCGGCGGCGGCGGCAGCCACGCCCGGUCGCUGAGCUCCGACGCCGCAGCCCCGCGCCAGCCGUCGCCUCUGCUCGUCAUCCAGGGGAGCGGCCGAUCCCGCGCCUCUCGGGGGAACAGCCUUAGCCAGCGCGUGACCCUGCCCGCCGCCAACAACGCCGACGGCAGUCCUAGCAGCACCCGGAGCAGCAGCUGCAGCGCGUCGAGCAGCGCGGGCUCCAGCUACGCCAACGGCUUUCCCUUCGGCGGGAGCGACAACGGCGGCAGCGCGAGCGGUCACAGACAGGGCAUGUUCGGCUUCGGCGCGGGCCAGGCGUCGUCGGCGGGAGGGGCCGCCUCCAACAGGAGACGCCACUCCCUGAUCCCGCCCGCCGGCGGCCCGCUCGACGGCAACGAGGGCGACACGGGCGACUUCUACGACGACUACGACGACGGCGACGAGGGGUCGGACGGCUACUGCUACUACCCAGACGAGAUCGAGCAUGGCGGCGGCGGCGGCGGCAGCUGGCCGAGCGACUUUGCGCCCCAGCUCUCGCUCCCCUCGCGCCUCUUCCACCAGGGCGGCGGCGGCGGCGGCGACGACGUGAACCCCAAGAUACGGUUAUUCCAGCAGCAACAACAGCAGCAGCAGUACCGCUACAACCACCCGCAGCAGCUGCAGCUGCUCACCAUGCUGCGGAGCGGCGGCGGCCAGGCCCUGCCGAUGUCGCCCAACAGCUCGCGCCGCAGGGCGUCCAUCGGCGGCGUCCCCUCGCUCUUGCGUGCCGGCGGCGCGGGGGCCGGGUUCGGGGGCGGCAGCGCCCCCACGGCGGCCUACGCGACCAGCCGCAGCGGCUCAUCAACUCCCUGGAAGAGGGCGAGACAGACAUCUGAGUUUGGGCUGUAGGACGCUAGUGAGGGGGUCAGAAGCCGAGGAAGAAAAGACGGAAGACCUUGACGCUCGUAUGUUACCAUAUCUAUAGUAUCGUUACUCCGAAGGGACAAGAAAGAGGAGAGAAAAAAACAUGACGCACCUUCCUUUCCAACCACACACCAUGUCAUCAUAAUUGAAAGUCGACUAUCACGCCCUGGGGAUGUAAGUUCGAGGCGAG
Messenger RNA from Gaeumannomyces tritici R3-111a-1, 2863 nucleotides. RefSeq lists its product as hypothetical. The transcript has a single exon. The record is from RefSeq and is a predicted model, not a curated record. Lineage: Eukaryota; Fungi; Ascomycota; Sordariomycetes; Magnaporthales; Magnaporthaceae. Bases 1537 to 2658 code for a protein of 373 amino acids.